Molecule: messenger RNA, 1035 nt
Organism: Octopus sinensis (East Asian common octopus)
Lineage: Eukaryota; Metazoa; Mollusca; Cephalopoda; Octopoda; Octopodidae
Product: calcium-binding protein P
Exons: 4
Coding region: 466-891 (141 amino acids)
Source: RefSeq, a predicted model, not a curated record
GAGGGUAGUGGUGGAUCUGUGAUGAUGACAGCGGAGAUGGUGGCGACAGAGGCAGAGGAGCAGUGACGAUGGUAACGGUAGAGGUGGUGACAGUCGGCAGAGUUGUAUAGUUGUGUGUAAAAACCCAUUUCAAACAUAUACAUAUGUAUGAAUGCUAAUGUUAUAAAUAGCAUAUGAACACACACCUACAUAUAUAUACGCACACACAGUCUGUGUGUGUGUCAUAUGUUAGAUAUUCGGAAAGACAGGCGCAUUAGCAUCCUCGAAUAAAAUAAGUAUUUUACACACAUAUACAGACGAAUACAUACAAAACACGUACAUUUAUACGCAGUCAGUUUGGCCGUCAUCGUUAUUAAAGAGAACAUCAAGAGGAGACAUAAUAUACAUUACCAGAGUUUACCAGAACACGAGGAACCAGCUGAAAAGUAAUGUCAACUGACAGAUUGUGACGACUGCUCUAAUGUUAUGUCCAAUCCAGCUAAUACGCCAUUUGCUUCACAAACUCCACCACCUCCACCAUAUUCAACACAACCAAGGCCUGGACAGAAAACCCUAGAGACAUUCCCUUAUCCUCCCCCAGCUGGAGCCCACCCCACAGCACCACCCUACUCAAGUUACCAGGCACCAGGACAGUACCCACCAAUGGCACAGCAAAUGCCACCAGGCUAUUAUGCUGGAGGUCCCUAUCCACCGGGACAGCCAGCACCUUAUCCUCCAAUGCAACCAGGCUACGGACCCCCACAACAACCAGUUUACUAUGGACAACCUCAGCCAUACGGUCAGCCUACAUAUAUUGUCGAGGAAAGGCGCCGAAAUGACACGGAAUCCUGUUGUUUGCUUGCCCUGUGUGCCGCUUGUCUUGCCUGUUGUUGCCUGGAUGCCUUAGACUGAUCGUACUUAUUGUACCGUUAUAAUUGUAAUAAUAAUAAUGUCGACAUGGUGAUGAUACUAAUAACAAUGUUGGACUCUUCUUCAGCCUUAUGUAAAAAUAAAACAAAAAAAAAAAUCUGACCCCACAAAAACAUUGACCACCAA